AUGCAUUAUGAUGGGCAUGUGGACAGCCCAAAUGAAAAUGUGGAUGCUCAUAAUAUGAAAGAAGGUCUGGUGGAGUUGAAGAGUGACAAAGAUUUGCUGGCUGUGGCUCAAGAAGUUGUUACCGAUAAAAAGUUUGUUGAGCUAUAUCUUAUCAAGAAAGCUGAGUUAGAAAGCAUCAGAUUAGAGGCUGACGGUGGUGACGAUGACUUUGAUAUAAAUGACUUUGAAGGUGGAGCGAACAACGAAAAUCUCAUCAUUGAUAAUGUGAUUGGUGAAGAUUGUGUCACCGAUUGUGGUGAUUCGGACUACUUGGGCAGCAUUCACUCGAGCGAUGAUGAAGAUGGUAGUACAAGAAGAAGGUUCCCAGAGUUUAAUCUGGCAAGAGAUAUGGAAAAUCCACAAUUUUUCUUAGGUCAGGUUUUCAGUGACUUGAAGAUAUUCAGGGAGGCUAUAAGAUCUUACUCGAUCAAGAACAAGUUCCCUUUGAGGUUUGUCCAUAGCGACCGUGGGAGAGUUCAAGUGUGUUGUGAUAAGAAUUGCAAAUGGGAUAUUUGGGUUUCUUCUUCUCCGGAAAAGAAGUCAGUUGUGGUGAAGUCGUACAAUGGGAUACAUGAUGGAUGUGUUUUGCUGUCUCGCCACAAGUGGUUUACCUACAAAUAUAUUGCAAAAAAGUACUUGUUGAGGUUUAAAAUUGAUCCGAAAUGGGGGAAUGAUUCCAUAGUGCAAAAUUGCGAAGAAGACUUUCACUAUACUAUAUCUAGAUGGACAGCAAGAAGGGCGCAAGAGUAUGCAUUGGAGCUAAUAAGAGGCAAUGCAGAAGAUCAAUAUGCAUGGCUCCGCGACUAUUGCGCUGAGGUGUAUCAAACACAUCCAGAAUGUACUGCUUCUUUGCUGCUUGUAAAGAAGGAUUUGCAGCCGGAUGUAGGAAGAUCAUCUUCCUUGAUGAUGGUUGCUUCCUGA
Molecule: messenger RNA, 960 nt
Organism: Linum trigynum
Lineage: Eukaryota; Viridiplantae; Streptophyta; Magnoliopsida; Malpighiales; Linaceae
Source: the annotation of a GenBank genome assembly